Molecule: messenger RNA, 609 nt
Organism: Rotaria socialis
Lineage: Eukaryota; Metazoa; Rotifera; Eurotatoria; Philodinida; Philodinidae
Source: the annotation of a GenBank genome assembly
AUGUCAUCGGAACAACGAAAAACGUCGAAAAAACACUCAAUAAUCGACAACGAUAAUAUUAAGGGGUUUUUUGAAGUUUAUUUGGACCAGGAGCUUAAGGGUCUAGCGAUCGACUAUGGAAAAGUGCUAGCAUUAUAUUUAACAUCAGUAUCAACUCAAACAAUAAAUCAGGACGAAACACCAAAUGAAUCGUUUGAAAUAAAAUAUCGAAAACUUUUAGAACAAUAUGAAAAAUUAGAAAAAGAAAAUCAAGAUUUAACAACUGAAAUCAAAUGUUUAAAAGCAAAAAAUAAAAAAAAGAUAAUUAAAUGCAAAAAAAUAAAACAAUGUGCAAAAGUGUUAGGUUUAGAUAUCGAUCUUUUAAAGCAAUGCAAAGGUGACAGUUCUACAAUAACUUGUCGUAAUGUUACUCGAGAAUUAUUCCCUGAUGCUGCUGAACGAGCUUCAAAAACAAUAUCAACAAUAGAAAAAAAUAAGGUUACAGCAAUUGUAGAAUUUGCAAGAAUCGUUCAUCCUGGCGAAUCCAAGUCCAAACGUGAUUUAACUAAUGCAAUUGGGAACGUUUUCGCUAGUGAAAAAUUACAAGAACAAAAGAAAAACAAUUAUUGA